Messenger RNA from Trichoderma asperellum CBS 433.97, 819 nucleotides. Its product is annotated as mitochondrial 54S ribosomal protein bL32m. Gene Ontology annotation, cellular component: mitochondrial large ribosomal subunit. Gene Ontology annotation, molecular function: structural constituent of ribosome. The record is from RefSeq and is a predicted model, not a curated record. Gene Ontology annotation, biological process: translation. NCBI's taxonomy places the organism in Eukaryota, Fungi, Ascomycota, Sordariomycetes, Hypocreales, Hypocreaceae.
AUGAUCAUGAACCACGACAAAUCGAACCCUGCAUCGAGCUGGUGAACAGACAAGACAACGAGCCGAGUCGACGACAAGAAACUUCGAUCGCAAGAGAUACUCGCAGCGUGUUUUGCACUGGGGAGUCGGAAUCCGGUUCUCUGUGCGCAUAAACGUUUUGCGCAAGUCGCUCCACCACGCAACGAUAUAGAAUACAAGAACAAACCGUCACAAUGGCAGCGACCGCUUUCCUUCCUCGCCUCGCAUCCCCCUUCUCUCUCGCUGUCUCUCGCUGGGCGACAUUUUACACCACGCCAUAUACCCUGAAAUUCCUUCCCUCACUAUCAAUUGCUGUCCCUGGCGUCACCAUCAACAUUCCUGGACUGCUGGGCGAUAUCUGGGAAUCGGUCCUGCGGGCAGUGCCCAAGAACAAGGUCUCUCACUCAAAAAAGAGAUCGAGGCAGAUGGCUGGAAAGGCCUUGAAAGAUGUUAAUCAUCUGUGCAAGUGUCCCGGCUGCGGAGAAAUCAAGAGGACACACAGAUUAUGCCAGCACUGUCUUGAAGAAAUGAAGAGAAUAUGGCGUCAGGAUUAUCCUACGAGCAGUCCAUUUUAAGCGCGCAGGUUGAUAGACGGCUGGAUUCCCUCUCACCUAUGUCAAAGGCCGAUGUACUACGACCUCGGGCCAGAUCGAGCAUACCAGCUGGCAUUUGCCUUAGUCAAUGCUUUGUCUCAUUAUGUACCAAUAUGAAAAUCAGGAUAGAGGGCUGGAUGGUAGAAAAAAAACACUCCAAACAGAUGUAUAAAAAAAAUUACGAAUACAAGAACUGUUAUAACUUGCG